Messenger RNA from Vombatus ursinus (common wombat), 1474 nucleotides. Its product is annotated as histone H1.4-like. The record is from RefSeq and is a predicted model, not a curated record. The coding region runs from base 41 to 709 and encodes 222 amino acids. Lineage: Eukaryota; Metazoa; Chordata; Mammalia; Diprotodontia; Vombatidae. Gene Ontology annotation, molecular function: structural constituent of chromatin; DNA binding. The transcript is spliced from 2 exons. Gene Ontology annotation, cellular component: nucleosome. Gene Ontology annotation, biological process: nucleosome assembly.
UCUACAGCAUUUUUUACUGUAAUUAUCUAGGUUUGCUACUAUGUCUGAGACUGCUCCUGCCGCGCCGGCUACUCCAGCUCCAGCAGAGAAGACACCUGUGAAGAAAAAGGCUAAGAAGCCUACGGGUUCCGCAGGAGCACGGCGAAAGGCGUCUGGGCCCCCGGUGUCUGAGCUGAUCACCAAGGCCGUGGCCGCCUCCAAUGAGCGCAGCGGCGUGUCUCUGGCCGCCCUCAAGAAGGCGCUGGCGGCCGCCGGCUACGAUGUGGAAAAGAACAACAGCCGCAUCAAGCUGGGGCUCAAAAGCCUGGUGAACAAAGGCACUCUGGUGCAGACCAAGGGGACCGGCGCCUCAGGCUCCUUCAAGCUCAACAAGAAAACUCCUGCGGGUGAAGGCAAAGGGAAAGCCAAGAAAUCGGCCUCUACCAAAGCAAAGAAGUCAGCAGGGGCUGCCAAGAAACCUAAAAAGACCACCGGGGCGGCCACGAAGAAAACCUUGAAAAAGACACCGAAGAAGGCUAAAAAGCCAGCGGCGGCGGCGGGAGCCAAGAAGGCAGCCAAGAGCCCGAAAAAAGCCAAAGCUGCUAAACCCAAGAAGGCGGCUAAGAGCCCUGCAAAGGCUAAAGCCGUGAAGCCCAAGGCAGCGAAGGCAAAGGUGACCAAACCUAAAACAGCUAAGCCCAAGAAGGCGGCGCCAAAGAAGAAGGAGUGAACGUCACAACACUUCUCGAGAAUCCAAAUGGCCCUGUGGCUGUUGCUGUCUGGAGAACAGAUCAAGCACAUGAUGUUUGGAGGGCACCAAGUAUGCCAAUUCCCCAAAAAGGACCCCAGGGGCCCUACAAUCUAAAGGUUUUUUUUUUCCCCAAAAUACACUCCCAUUCUCAGUUGCUUUAAUUAUAUUGUAUAGUUAGUAUCAAAAUAGUUCCUUUUCAGUUAUUUUGUAUCGAACUUAGCAUAGUCAUUGAUUCUAACAAAAGCAAUUUAUAAUAAUUCAUAAUUUCUCCCAUUUUUUACCCUUCUGGGUCAUAAAGCAAAUAUGGUCACUGCGUAAGAAGAAUUGUUCUAUAGUAUAAAGUACUCCACAGGCAACAGUUUGUAUUUAAAGCCUAAUCUUCCCCUCUGUUUUUUCUUCACCUAAAACACAUGAGAUGUAUCCCAAGGAAUGCUUGUGUCGAUGGAAGUAUCCAGCAGCAGCAUGAACACUGGACUUACAGCCAGAGGACUGAAAUUUCAAAACAUGUCUCUACCACUGACUCCAUGUUACCUUCUGGGCCUCAGUUUCCUCAUUUAAGGAAAUUGGACUAGAUGAUCUCUGAAGUCCCUUUCAUCUGUAAGUCCUAAGUUGAACUUUUGAGAAUCAUCCCUGGUUGCAAAAUGUUUGAUUAGUGCUUCCCUUGCCCAUUUUUAUUUGUUUGCAUCAUCUGUUGUCUGAAGGAAAAGCAGAAACCCAUGGGGAAAAUGAAUAAAUGCAUUUCAA